GGCUUAUACAAUGAAAGUAGACGAGAGAUGUGAUGUUUACAGUUUUGGAGUGCUAACAAUGGAAAUAUUUAUGGGGAGGCAUCCUGGUGAUUUGAUUUCAUGUUUACCAUUAUCGUCAUCGGCAUCGACAUCGACAUCGGUACCAAAUGACAACCAACAAAUUUUACUUAAAGAUGUGAUAGACCAACGUCUUUCACCACCGGUAAGACAAGUUGCAAAAGAUGUUGUCUCCACUACAAAGCUAGCAUUUGCAUGCUUGAAUGGCAAUCCCCAACUUCGGCCAACCAUGCGACAAGUUGCUCAAGCCCUUAACCGUCAAUCGCUUCCGUUGCCCAAUCCUUUCUCAAUCAUAAUAUUGGGAGAAUUGUGGGAUCAUGAAGUUUGCAGCGGCUAAUAUUAAGGUGCUAAUAAUUUG
Molecule: messenger RNA, 415 nt
Organism: Durio zibethinus
Lineage: Eukaryota; Viridiplantae; Streptophyta; Magnoliopsida; Malvales; Malvaceae
Source: RefSeq, a predicted model, not a curated record